AUGGCUUCGCUGUUGCGAUUUGCGUUAUGGGGGUUGUAUGCUUUGGGGAGCAAUGCGCUUAGGUAUGAGGCGGAGUAUGUUGGAUAUAAUCUGAACGAAGACGACGCCACGCUUGGUGUCGUCAACAACAAAUGGGCUGGGCACACAUAUCACCCAUCGCCGACGAACUGGCGGUUCCCAUUUUACACCCUGUUCCUGGACAAAUUCGUCAAUGGCGACCCAUCAAACGAUAAUAUCAACGGGACGCUCUUUGAGCACGACUCGAUGCAAACGAUGUUGCGACACGGCGGAGAUAUCCAGGGCCUGAUUGACAGCUUGGACUAUAUCGCAGGCAUGGGCGUGAAAGGCCUGUGUAUUGCUGGCACGCCUUGGUUAAAUUUCCCCUGGGGCGCAGAUUCCUACUCACCGUUGGACUUCACACUAUUGGACCAGCAUUAUGGCAAUAUCGCAAAGUACCGAGAGAUGGUGGAAGAAAUCCACAGACGAGGCAUGUACAUAAUUGUCGACACGACAAUGUCAACGAUGGGAGACUUGCACGGAUUCGAGGGCCAUUUAAACGACUCGGCGCCAUUCAAGCCAACCGAGUAUAAAGUUGUACUCCGCGACAAGACCAGACAAUACCACGACUUCCAUCCUCAGACCGAAGACAAAUACAAUGAGACAUGCGCAUACCCAACAUUUUGGGACGACACUGGCCAUGUGGUGGGCCAAGAUGUCUUGAGUCAGCUAGGCGGAUGCUACGACUCCGAAUUUGACCAGGCGGGAGAUAUCCCAGGCGUCGGUUUUUUCCCGGACUGGCAAAACCAGCUGGGAAAAUACCAAUCGGUGCAGGAUCGACUUAGGGAAUGGAUGCCUUCAGUCCGCGAAAAAUUGGAGAACUUCGCUUGCCUGACGAUCCAAAAGCUGGAUAUCGAUGGUUAUCGCUUCGAUAAGGGAAUACAAAUCACGCUUGACGCGCUCGCAGAAAUCAAUCUGAGCAUCCGAGAAUGCGCCCGCGAGGUUGGCAAAGACAACUUUUUUAUUGCUGGAGAAAUUUCCGGAGGAAACACAUUCGGAAGUCUUUAUCUUGGCCGUGGACGUACUCCAGAGGCAUACGGGAAUAUCACUCUGGAUGAGGCAGUAAAGCUCAACAAUGCCUCAGACGCGACUCUUUUCAUGCGCGAUGAAGACCAUGGGGCUUAUGAUGCUGCGGCGUUUCAUUACUCGGUUUAUCGAUCCCUGACAAGGUUUCUUGGAAUGCAAGGCUUUGAUGCCAGUUUUUAUGAUGUUCCCGCAGACUGGGUGGAGACGUGGAACGUGCUGCUGCUCAGUAACGACUUGGUGAACCCAAAUACCAACAAACUGGACCCAAGGCACAUGUACGGAACAGCAAAUCAAGAUGUUUUCCGCUAG
This is a messenger RNA of Pseudogymnoascus destructans, 1392 nucleotides long. Its product is annotated as Cell wall alpha-1,3-glucan synthase ags1. The record is from RefSeq and is a predicted model, not a curated record. Gene Ontology annotation, molecular function: alpha-1,3-glucan synthase activity. Lineage: Eukaryota; Fungi; Ascomycota; Leotiomycetes; Thelebolales; Thelebolaceae. Gene Ontology annotation, cellular component: fungal-type cell wall. Gene Ontology annotation, biological process: fungal-type cell wall (1->3)-alpha-glucan biosynthetic process. The coding region runs from base 1 to 1392 and encodes 463 amino acids. The transcript has 4 exons.